AUGGUGAUGACUUCCUCUUGCAUUAGUAGUACUACAUUAGCGUUUGUUAUAAAUUGGAAAUUAACAUUAGUUAUUCUAGCGGUAUUACCGAUAUUAAUAGUGACAUGGUUAAUAUUUGUAAAAUUAACGGUAUUAAUGACAAUGAAUGAAUUAAAGUCAUAUGCAAAAUCUGGCGCAAUAGCACAAGAAAUAUUUAGUUCAAUUCGAACAGUUUUGGCUUAUAAUGGUUCACAAUACGAACAACUACGAUAA
Didymodactylos carnosus is the source of this 252-nucleotide messenger RNA. The record is from the annotation of a GenBank genome assembly. NCBI's taxonomy places the organism in Eukaryota, Metazoa, Rotifera, Eurotatoria, Philodinida, Philodinidae.